AGUGAGUCACAACGUUGCUGCGAGCGCGUAAAGUGAAAGAAGAAGAAAAAGAACCAAACAGCACGACUGCUUUGGAGGAAUUAGAAAAAGUGAACGAAAAGCUACAUAUUUAGCAUAAAUUGCAACUGGAAUGAUGGACACUUAAAAGUUGAACUGACGUUGGAUAUUUAAAGGCGAGGAUGAAGGUCAAGAUCAAGAAGUGGAACGGAGUGGCUUCGUGGUUGUGGGUUGCCAAUGAUGAGAACUGUGGCAUCUGCAGGCUGGCUUUCAAUGGAUGCUGCCCAGACUGUAAGGUCCCUGGGGACGACUGCCCGCUGGUCUGGGGUCAGUGCUCCCACUGUUUCCACAUGCACUGCAUCUUGAAGUGGCUCAACUCCCAACAGGUCCAGCAGCAGUGCCCCAUGUGUCGGCAGGAGUGGAAGUUUAAAGAAUGAGCGCCAUAUGGAAACUUGAAAAAUGAUUUUUUUUUUCCCCAUUCAUCAGGUCUGUAAAUGUUUUUUUUUACCUGUACAGUGAGUUUAAAAAAAAAUAAAAAUGAUCACGAUUGGUAAUAAAAAUACAAAUUCA
This is a messenger RNA of Syngnathoides biaculeatus (alligator pipefish), 567 nucleotides long. RefSeq names its product APC11 anaphase promoting complex subunit 11 homolog (yeast) (gene anapc11). NCBI's taxonomy places the organism in Eukaryota, Metazoa, Chordata, Actinopteri, Syngnathiformes, Syngnathidae. Gene Ontology annotation, biological process: anaphase-promoting complex-dependent catabolic process; positive regulation of mitotic metaphase/anaphase transition; protein ubiquitination. Gene Ontology annotation, molecular function: ubiquitin protein ligase activity; cullin family protein binding; zinc ion binding. Bases 180 to 434 code for a protein of 84 amino acids. The record is from RefSeq and is a predicted model, not a curated record. Gene Ontology annotation, cellular component: nucleus; anaphase-promoting complex. The transcript is spliced from 3 exons.